AUGCAGCAUAUCACCCCGACAGCCACCGAACUGGACGAAAAGCUCGACGAGAGAUCGCGCGACAUCUUCCGGCGCAUCGUCGAAAGCUAUCUCACCGAGGGCGAGCCGGUCGGCUCGCGCAACCUGUCCAAGAUGUUGCCGACAUCGCUGUCGCCGGCCUCGGUGCGCAAUGUGAUGAGCGAUCUGGAGGCGCUCGGCCUGAUCUAUGCGCCGCACGUCUCUGCCGGGCGCCUGCCGACCGAGCAGGGUCUGCGCUUUUUUGUCGAUGCCUUCAUGGAUGCCGGCGCCGUCAGCGACGAGGAACGAGCGAUCAUCGACCAGCAAUUGGGCUCCGGCGAAGGCCAUCCGCAUACCGAGCAAUUGCUGACCGAGGCCAGCCAGAUGCUCAGCCGGGUGUCGAGCGGCGCGGGGCUCGUGCUGGCGGCCAAGCGCGACGGCGCGAUGAAGCAUAUCGAAUUCGUGCGCCUCGAAGAAACCAAGGCUCUGGCCGUUCUGGUCUGGGAAUCGGGCGAGGUCGAGAACCGCAUCAUCGACCUGCCUGCCGGCAUGACGGCAUCGCAACUGGCCGAGGCCGCAAACUUUCUCAACCAUCACGCGCGCGGGCAGACACUGGCCAACGUCCGCCGCGCCAUCAACGCGAUGCGCGGCGAAAUCCGCGCCGAACUGGAUGCGCUCAGCGCCAGCCUUGUGGAACGUGGGCUAGCGGUCUGGUCCGGCGCGAAUGACGGUCAUCCCCGCCAGCUGAUCGUGCGCGGCCGCGCCAAUCUGCUGGAAAACCUCACCGAUGCCGAGGAGAUCGAGCGCACCAAGAUGCUGCUCGACGAUCUCGAGCGCAAGGACGAGAUCAUCAGCGUUCUCGACAUGGCCGAGGAAGGCUCGGGCGUGCGCAUCUUCAUUGGAUCGGAGAACCGGCUGUUUUCGCUGUCCGGCUCGUCCUUGGUCGUUGCGCCCUAUCGCGACACCAACCGCCGGGUGAUCGGCGCGCUGGGCGUAUUGGGGCCGACACGGCUCAACUAUGCCAAGAUCGUGCCGAUGGUCGACUACACCGCGCAGCUGAUUUCGCGCAUGAUCGAACGCGAAUAG
Messenger RNA from Effrenium voratum, 1083 nucleotides. The record is from the annotation of a GenBank genome assembly. NCBI's taxonomy places the organism in Eukaryota, Dinophyceae, Suessiales, Symbiodiniaceae.